CAGCUGCGCCAACCACUUGGCGGCGUUCCUGUGUGGACGUGGGUUUGAUGGGCGCAUCUUCUGCCUCACUGUUCCUGGAGCUGCUGAAACGGGUUCCACAGCAGCCAUCGCAUCAGCAGCAGAACAGCCUUCCGUCGGUCACGUACACGGCACCAGUCUUCCCGCAUCCGGCCGCAGGGAACUCCACUUCAGGAACCGGUGAAGAGCCCGUGCUGGUAUGGAUGCCAUACCAGCACAAUGCCCUGACGAGCCUCGUCCUCUACGGUGUGCUGGCUGUGCUCGGUACCACGCUCAACAUAUUCCAGAUCUCAUCGCUCUUCAUCCAGGAGAACUUGAGGCGAAAGGGCAAUGUGCUGCUCGCGAACCUUGCCCUCGCCAACCUGCUCGUGUCAUCGGUCGGCUUCCCGGUGACGAUCGUGGCCAUUCUGGCCGGCAGCCAGGGCAGCUUAAUCACCUGUCGCUGGCAGUGGUACCCCGCACUAUUGGGCUUCUACACCACAGUGUUCACCUUCCUGUUCAUCGCGGCCGAAAACUACGUGCGCAGCUGUCGCCAGGACCGGGACGUCUACUCGUCCGUGUGCGGCGCAAAGCUGGUCGUCUUCCUGAUGUUGGCAGCCUGGACGAUCGCAAUCUCGCUGGUUCUUGUCGUCACCCUAGUUACAGGUGGCCUAGAUGUCUGCGAAAGGGACAUGCGCGAAAGUAAAAUGUUCGUAGCGCUGUGCGUUCCUUUCGCACUCACCGCCGCUGUGUUCGCCAAGGCCAUGCACGAACAACGGGACUAUACAUACAAUCUGGAGCUGCGAAACUGCCUGGCCACUCGCGAGGAGAUACUCCAGCGAACCCUUCUGCGUACCAACGCCAUUGCGUACGCUCUGUUCCUUCUUCUUUGGCUUCCUUUCCUGCUAACGGUCAUUAUCAGCCCGUCCAUGCGGAGCUCCAACCCAGGCACAUCAGCUGUCGAGACGCUUUUCUUCACCGCCCAAUGCUUUAGCUGUAUUUGCGGCUGCGUGUACGCCUUCACACACGACGCGUUCCGCCAGGGCUUUCUGUACUUGGUCCACUAUUUCUGCUGCAAGAGUCACCCCGAGUUCAGCAAGCCGCCUAUCGGUGACAACAAGGCAACCAGCUCUAUAAGAGUGCACGUGGGCAUGGAUUCUCGUGUCGGGGAGCGCAGGCAUCGCUACGGCAAGGCUGCAACUAUGGGCCUACUCAGUUUUGCUGGAGCAGACACCUGCCGGACUCGCGUAGAGGAGGACUUUCUCUGACGCGCACGUCCGCUGCUGCCCCACGACGCGCAUUAGGGCUGCCUUUCCUGGCUCAAACAGAGGCUCGUGGCGUGCCACCUGAGCACUCGACAUGUCGUUGAGUUUCAGGGAACAAUCUAGUUCUGUCUUCCGGUCUGGUGCCGGUUCAUGCUUUCCUCUUUCGGGUCGCAUCGACACCAUCUGCGAAACCACAAGACUCUAUCUCUCACGUGCCCAUUAAAUCCCAUAACAUUCUGUCGAUGGACAACAUGUCCCGACCAUUCGGUGCGAGGCACCGGCCGCCUGGCGCGCUACUAGGCUCAAGCAUGCACGAGCACUGCGCGUCCUUUGAUUCCCGAGCUGUCUCUACACGCUGCGGCGGCAA
This is a messenger RNA of Rhipicephalus sanguineus (brown dog tick), 1629 nucleotides long. RefSeq lists its product as uncharacterized. Gene Ontology annotation, cellular component: membrane. Gene Ontology annotation, molecular function: G protein-coupled receptor activity. NCBI's taxonomy places the organism in Eukaryota, Metazoa, Arthropoda, Arachnida, Ixodida, Ixodidae. The transcript has a single exon. The record is from RefSeq and is a predicted model, not a curated record. Bases 48 to 1265 code for a protein of 405 amino acids. Gene Ontology annotation, biological process: G protein-coupled adenosine receptor signaling pathway; adenylate cyclase-activating G protein-coupled receptor signaling pathway.